Amoebophrya sp. A25 is the source of this 1199-nucleotide messenger RNA. Lineage: Eukaryota; Dinophyceae; Syndiniales; Amoebophryaceae. The record is from the annotation of a GenBank genome assembly.
AUCUUCAGGAGCAAGAAGAGUUGUUAGCGAGCGAGGAAAUGCAAGCUGAGGCACUCGAUGGAUUGCGCUAUGAUAAUUUCGAACUCCGACUCUUCCUGGCAAGAAUGUUUGCGCGCUUGCGGCCACUGUUCGAUCCACUACUUUUAUGUGCUGGUCGUGAUCAUGAUUGUGGUUGUACAAAAGAAUCUUAGAUAUUUAUACGUAGAUUGAUGUAGUUGUACUAGUAGAGGUACGAAGAUCCAGACUCACUUAGUUGUAUCAUGUUGGUUCCCGUUCCAUCAUUUAUAUUUUGAUGAAGCGUUUAUUAAAGCCGUGAUUAAUAUUCUGAUGAAGAAAUUAUAUAUUUUAGCUGAGCUCUCGCACAUGAACGAAACCCAAACUUCAUGCUCAUGAGCUAAAGGGUACUCACUACAAAACUGCUGUGCCUACGGCUAAGCAUGAAUAUGUUUAUAACGUGUCCGGACGGGGGAGCGUGAUGUGCAGGAUCCCUAACCCUAACUUAACCUCCUCCUUAUUUCCCCCUAAGCUACCAUAGCCUUCACGAGGCCAACGUACUUAUACAUAGCAGCUAUUACCACCUUACUUCACUCUUUCUCGUCUUUCAUUCUUUCCCGCUGAUGGCGGUAUCGAUCCAGCGGACGCUGGAAUCCUACAGGCGACGGCAGAGGAAAGAGAGGCCGUUCUACAGGCUUUGUUGCGGAACCCAGACCCUGCGCGAUAUACCGCUCGAACGGAUCCAGGAGACCCCCCAGAAUACUUCAUUUAAGGAUUUGAUUUGAAUUAAUGUACUUCAAGAAAAAGGGCGCGGAUUAGUAGACAGUUUAAUUAACUUCUAGCUAAAUAUGUGCCGUGUGAAUUGUUCAACCUGAAAGUGAAACGCUCGAAAGUAGGCUUUCGCUAUUCUUCAUCGGAGACUAACACUUGAAAUAGAAAUUUCUUUAAUGUAAUUUGUCGGUCCUUUUCAUCGUUCUGCUGUUGUAGGGUCGUGUCAGUGUCUGUGCGUGGUCGCAUUUUGUGUCAUUGGAGGAGAAGGGGCAUCAUGAUGGUAGUAAGUACUUCUACUUCAUACUUUGUCCUCUUCGAUAAUAUUUACCAGUUGAUCCAUACUCUUGUCUUCUUUCUUAUUAUUCCGGUCGUGCGACAUGGAUGGAAUAUGAAUCAAUGAAAGUGCUGGUUUCUAAUUUGCGUGUUCGGAUGAC